AUGGCCACCCCAGACCCCAAGCCUCAACUAUACUGUCACGUAAUCGACUCCAGUAACUACCAAGACGACCCCUCUGCAAUCGAAAAGCUCUUCAACCUAAGCCAAGACAUCUUCGACACAGUCCCAGGCGAAGUCCCCCAAGAACAACUCGACGAAGAAGCCAAACUACCCCCCGAAACCGCCCCGUCCAGCCAACUCGCAGCCUGGCACUGGGGCAUGGCCCAACCCCACGCCAUCAUCGCCUACGCCAGCACCUCGCCCACCCCAAACCCUUCCACCGCACUAGCAGUUUUCCACGGCCUCCCUUGCCUCCAACCAGAAAUCGGGUACGAACUCUUUCAUCUCCGCGUCGCUGCCGUGAAGGCAGAGAGUCGCGGACUGGGAAUCUUCCCGAUGUUGAUGGGGAGGGUCCAGAAUCAUGCGAGGGAGUGUGGGUGGAAGGAGAUGACGGUGAUUACGUAUCCGCACAGGUUCGUGAAGAUGGCGAGGAUUCUGAGGAGCCAUGGUUGGAAAGAAAUGGGGAUCAGGGAGAGGGGGCCGGCGUUUUUGUUCAAGAUUUCGUUGGAGUGA
Molecule: messenger RNA, 570 nt
Organism: Zasmidium cellare ATCC 36951
Lineage: Eukaryota; Fungi; Ascomycota; Dothideomycetes; Mycosphaerellales; Mycosphaerellaceae
Exons: 1
Coding region: 1-570 (189 amino acids)
Molecular function (GO): acyltransferase activity, transferring groups other than amino-acyl groups
Source: RefSeq, a predicted model, not a curated record